Podospora anserina S mat+ is the source of this 1047-nucleotide messenger RNA. RefSeq lists its product as uncharacterized. The transcript has a single exon. Gene Ontology annotation, cellular component: U2-type spliceosomal complex; post-mRNA release spliceosomal complex. The record is from RefSeq and is a predicted model, not a curated record. NCBI's taxonomy places the organism in Eukaryota, Fungi, Ascomycota, Sordariomycetes, Sordariales, Podosporaceae. The coding region runs from base 1 to 1047 and encodes 348 amino acids.
AUGUUGUGGUUGGACUGGCAAUCCCGAGCGAUUUGUUCAGGGGGGUUCGCCGGUCGCUGGUCGCCGGUGCCGUCUCCGAAAUGUCUCUCUUAUCACGAUGAGAAAGUCAUCCAGCUCCCAAAAAAAAAAUCGGCAUUGCGAGGGGCUGCAGAGCUUCCGGCCGGCAACGAGCGGCAGCCCACCUCUCGGCACGCAAACCCCCCAACCCUGUCGAAAGCUUCCCUGUCCGCUGUCAGGGACCCACAUCCAACAUCAUCCUCCACUGGAAAUUGUUCACAGGCGGCGCGACUGUGUACCUCGAACCAAUUCGCGGUCAAACAACAUCAGGAACAUCAAUUCCCUCCGAAAAACCACCACCACACCACAACAAAAAUGUCCUCCCACACCACCCUCGCAGCAGCAACCGACGACCGCAAAGCCCGCCUCGCAAAACUCAAAUCCCUAAAACGCAAACAACCCUCACCCUCCCCAUCAGACGAAGCCCCUUCCCCUUCCCGCUCCCAAUCCCCCCCAACAAAACAAGUUUCCCACCUCCACCUCUCCGGCCGCAACUACGACCCCGAAACCAAAGGCCCCAAACUCGGCUUCGAAGCCCCCCCCACUCUCUCCCUCGAGGCACCCACCCUCGAAGAACAAGCAGCAGACCUCCAAGACGAAGUCAACCGCCAAGCCGCCAUCGACGCAGCCCAGGCGGCAGAAAAGGGCAUCGACCUCUUCAAGCUCCAACCCAAAAAACCAAACUGGGAUCUGAAGAGAGAGUUGAACGCCAAGAUGGAGGUGCUGAAUGUGAGGACGGAUAAUGCCAUUGCGGGGAUGGUCAGAGAACGAUUAGCCGAGAAGAAGAAGGUUGCCGAGCAGAGUCACAGGGGAAGCAAGGAAAGUGAGGAUAAGGAGGCGGAUGGGAUGCUGGACGGGGCGGCAAUUGUGGAGGGGAUUAAACUACGUGAACGGGAGGAAGAGGAAGAGGCCAGGAGAGAAAAGGAGGCCGAGGAUGAGGAGUUGGGGUUGGCCCGAAGGCUUGAUGAGCAAGACGAAAUUGUUGCUUGA